AUGGCUGCUUCUUCCAACGGCAUGUUUGGACUUUCCGACAGCGAGGUCAAGAUUGCCCUCUGCAGUCUGAAGCUCAUGGUCGCGGAUGGCCAGGGAAAGGUCGACAAGGGUCAGCUUGCUGCCCUUACUGGUCACACGAACCCUGACUCGGCCAAUCGCGUUUGGUACAUGGCCAGAAAAAAGAUGAUUGACAACAAUGCUUCCACGCCCGCGGGAUCUUCGACUUCUCUCGACGACAUCGGUACCCCAACUAAGGGACCCAAGAAGACCCCUUCCAAGAUGGGAUCCAAGACACCCAAGAAGCGAACCAAGAAACAAGCUGAGGUGGAGGACGAUGAAGCGGAAGCUGCCGAGCAGCCAGCCAAGCGAAUCAAGAAGGAGGCCGCUGCUGAUGCCGAGGCUGCAAACUUGGAGAUGGAGGACGAGGUUUAG
Messenger RNA from Diaporthe amygdali, 432 nucleotides. RefSeq lists its product as uncharacterized. NCBI's taxonomy places the organism in Eukaryota, Fungi, Ascomycota, Sordariomycetes, Diaporthales, Diaporthaceae. The transcript is spliced from 2 exons. The coding region runs from base 1 to 432 and encodes 143 amino acids. The record is from RefSeq and is a predicted model, not a curated record.